CAGCGGUGGUCAGGGACUCGCUACGCCCACGUCUGAUUUCUGCAGAGUUAAUUUAGCGAUGGCCGAUACGCCUCUUCAACCAACCGAACCUCCAAAGGCCAAGUCCUGGCUACCUGCGAGGUCAUAUACCCAUUUCAUUGCGGGAGGACUUGGGGGAAUGUGCGGGGCGAUUGUGACCAGCCCUUUUGACGUUGUGAAGACGAGGUUACAGUCUGAUCUGUUCCGGCAACAACAUCCUGUCAACGCGGGUGCACAAAGAACAGGGGGGCUUCUCUGGAAUUUUGUGGAGACGGGUCACAUUCUCCGUGAUAUAUACCGAGACGAGUCUCCCCGCGCGCUCUUCAAGGGCUUGGGCCCGACACUGGUCGGCGUCAUCCCCGCCCGGUCCAUCAAUUUCUUCACCUAUGGCAACGGCAAGCAGAUCAUUGCGAACCACUUCAACGACGGCCAGGAGAACGCGUACGUGCACCUCACCGCGGCCGCGAUCGCGGGCAUAUGCACCGGUACGGCGACGAACCCGAUCUGGGUCGUCAAGACGCGCCUGCAGCUCGAGCAGUCGCGGCACCGGCACCAGCACGCCAAGCCGUCGUUCUUUACGCGCGCGCCGCGCGAGAGGGUGGUGGGGAAGAGCUGGUCGGUGAUCAGGAAGAUCGCGCGCGAGGAGGGCCUGCGGGGGUUUUACAAGGGCCUCAGCGCGAGUUAUUUGGGCGUGACGGAGGGGACGAUACAGUGGACGCUGUAUGAGCAGCUGAAGCGGCUCUCGGCCCGGACGCAGGGCAAGGGCGGCUGGCAGGAGUGGGCGGGGAUGGUGGGCAGCGCCGGCACGGCGAAGUGCGUCGCCAGCCUCAUCACGUAUCCCCACGAGGUUUUGAGAACGCGGCUACGGCAGCCGCUCGUGGACGGCAAGGUGAAGUACACCGGCCUGCUGCAGACCCUCAAGCUGGUCAUCGCCGAGGAGGGCGCCAGGUCGCUCUACGGCGGGCUCAGCGCGCACCUUAUGCGCGUUAUCCCGAAUGCGGCGGUGAUGUACUCCAUCUACGAGGCCGUCCUCCGAUGGGAAGGAGCAUGAUGUCCCUCCCUUAUUCGGCUCUCCUCUCUCCCGCCUCCUCGUCACUCAAACACAACUGGUAUCGGCGAGCUCGCGUUGGCGGGCCCGCUCUCAAAAAGUAUGUCGACGCCAUGCUCUGCUCCGCUCCGUCAGUCACUCCGCAACACCUCGCAUAAUGUACAUCAACUGCUAGACGGACCACGUUCUCAGGCAACGAAACGCAACGCACCACCCCACUCAUACCCACCUAGUCUUAUUCUUCGCAUUUAUUGUAUUCCUAUAUAAUCGGUAGACUGUACAUGGCACCGUUAGUUGAGGAAUGCAUAGCACCCUCUGACGAUCC
Molecule: messenger RNA, 1391 nt
Organism: Punctularia strigosozonata HHB-11173 SS5
Lineage: Eukaryota; Fungi; Basidiomycota; Agaricomycetes; Corticiales; Punctulariaceae
Product: mitochondrial carrier
Exons: 4
Coding region: 59-1069 (336 amino acids)
Biological process (GO): pyrimidine nucleotide import into mitochondrion
Cellular component (GO): mitochondrion
Molecular function (GO): pyrimidine nucleotide transmembrane transporter activity
Source: RefSeq, a predicted model, not a curated record